CCACCGAUCUCAGCGCCGCACCCACGCCCAGCCUCGAUGCGCUAGCCGAGCUCCCGCCCGCUGCCGAGACGAGCGCGGCGCUCAAUGCGCCUCCGCCCGCUCGCACCACAACCGCGGCUGAUGGCGACCGAAAGCCGCCCCCACCGCCGCUGCACAUCGAUCCGCAGCUCGCGCUCGAGCUGCGGCUUAGGUGGCUCGAGGCGCUCAUUGUCGGUGUGCCGGGUGCGUUUCAGAGUGCGGAGCGCAAGGUGCGGGCGCGGCCGCCUGCGACGAAGGCGCGCGCGGGGACGGUCGAUGCGGGAGGGGGAGCAAGAAGAAGAGCGGGUGGAGUGGGGCUGGGGCUGGGAGGGCCUGAGGACCUGCUCCCGCCGGGCGACACGCUGAUGCGCCGGGCGUCGGACGUGCAGCGUAAGCUGGGUACGCUGGCGGACGUGCAUGAUGGGCUGAGGAAGUUUAUUGCUCAGUACGACGCACACGCCGAACUGCUCACGCCCGCCUUCGCGCUCUCGGGCACACUCCCGUCGGCCGCAGCAGCCGGGUACGAGAGCAUGGCGCCCGAGGAGCUCGACGCGUUCCUCGCCGACAUGGAGCCCGACGUGCGCGCCGCGGACCGCGACAUGCGCGAGAUCGAGGCGCUCGAGGCCAAGGGCGUCACCGGCGCCGGCAAGCUCGCGGACUAUAAAGCGCUCGAGCCGCGGCUGGAGGCGCUGAUCACGGCGCACGAGGAGGACGUCGAGCUCGCGGCGUCGCUCGAGCAGCGUAUUGCCGCGCUCGUCGAUCGGCAUUCGACCCAUGUCGACGCGUUAUCGGAGCUCUUCGUCGCCUGGGACGACCUCUUGACUGACACGGAAGACAAGGUGACCCGGCUCGAGCGAAAUCGGCAGGAACGCCAACGGCUAGGCUACGAGUAGAAAUCCACCCUGCCUUUUUCUCUUCCAGCUUCCUCAUCGCAUCGCAUAGCACCCGCCUGUAAUUUAUCCGUAUGUACUCGCACAUCCCCCCAUCUGCCUACCCACACCCGCCUCAUGCAUCACCAUAUAUACAUACCCUCAGUUAACCAUCCAAUAAAAUCAUUCACACCCCACGCCCACUCCAAGCAACCAAA
Molecule: messenger RNA, 1105 nt
Organism: Coniophora puteana RWD-64-598 SS2
Lineage: Eukaryota; Fungi; Basidiomycota; Agaricomycetes; Boletales; Coniophoraceae
Exons: 4
Coding region: 384-911 (175 amino acids)
Biological process (GO): cytoskeleton-dependent cytokinesis
Cellular component (GO): dynactin complex
Source: RefSeq, a predicted model, not a curated record